AUGGAGACGCAUGUGGAUAUGUCAAAUGUUUUUGAUGUGUGUAAUAGAGUUUGUAACAAGUGGAAUUGCUUGUCUAAUGGGAAUGUUUGCUCAAAGGGUGAAAGGAUAAUUCUUGGGUGGAACACUGAUGUGGUUGAUAUUAUGUUGCUCUCGCAAUCUGAUCAGGUUGUUCACGUUCAAGUUUUGUUCAAAUCUGAUAAUAAAUCCUUGUUUUGUUCAUUUAUAUAUGUAGAUAAUCACUAUAAAAACCGUAGGUUGCUGUGGUCUGAUCUUGAAAAACAUAAACUGUUUGUUCGAGAUAGGCCAUGGGCUUUACUUGGAGACUUUAAUUUAGCAUUGUUUUUGGAAGAUAAGGUGUUUGGCUCGUCUUCUAUUACUAUCAGUAUGCGUGAAUUUAAAGAAUGUCUGGAUUCCAUUGAAGUGUUCGACGAGAAUUGCUUUGGUUGUCGUUAUACAUGGACACAGAAACCUAAAAAAGGUGUGGGGAUAUUGAAGAAAAUUGAUCGGGUGCUUGGUAAUGUGCAAUUUAUUUCUGACUUUCCGGCUGCUCAUGCUAUUUUCCUUCCUUAUCGAGUUUCAGAUCACUCCCCAUAUGUUUUGAAGCUACCAUCGAUUACUCGUACUCAGCCUAAACCAUUCAAGUUUGCAAAUUUUCUUGCGGAUAAAGAAGGGUUCAUUGAACUAGUUGCUGAUGCAUGGAAACAAGAGUUCAUGGGACAUAAUAUGUUUCGUCUAGUAAAAAGGUUGCGGUCUCUAAAAAAACCAUUCCGCAAGUUGCUGUUUGACCAAGGAGAUACUAAUGGGGUCACUUAUGAAGGUGGUGCGGCUGCUAUGGCAUUAGUUACACAUUAUGAGAAGUUUCUUGGUCGAUGUGGUGACACUUCUCCGUUUGUGCAUGCUGGUCUUUUUCAACGCUUUGUUGAUGCCUCUAAAGCUGUUGAUAUGGUUCGGGAAGUAACACGGGAGGAGAUUAAAUCUGCUAUCUUUAAUAUUGGUGAUAACAAAACCCCGGGUCCUGAUGGAUUUUCAUCAGCUUUCUUUAAAAAAACUUGGUCGAUUGUGGGCCAUGUGUGCCUCGCUAUUGAAGAUUUUUUUCAGAAUGGUAGUACUAACCAAUUUGCGUUUGUGCCUAGUAGACGUAUUGCAGAUAAUAUCUUAUUGACACAAGAACUAAUGCAUAAUUAUCAUAGGAAGUCUGGUCCUCCUCGAUGUGCAUUUAAGGUAGAUAUCCAGAAAGCGUAUGAUACUGUGGAUUGGGAGUUCUUGAAACUGGUGCUGCAUGAUUUCAGAUUCCCUGAGCAAGUGGUUAACUGGGUAAUGGCUUGUGUUUCUAGUACCUCGUUUUCUAUUUCUGUUAAUGGCAAUCUGUAUGGUUACUUUAAGGGUAAACGAGGUCUACGUCAGGGGGACCCUAUUUCUCCUUAUUUGUUCACACUUGUUAUGGAAGUUCUUACGCUCAAGCUGCAACAACUUGUUCAAAAUUCUUUGAACUUUCGAUAUCAUAAUAAAUGUGAAAAGCAAAGACUUGUGAACCUUUGUUUUGCUGAUGACCUGUUUCUUUUUUCUCGAGGUGAUGUUGAUUCAGCCCGGGUUAUUUUAGAAGCUUUGUCUGUCUUCAAAGACGUUUCUGGCCUUGUACCGAGUAUUACUAAGAGCACUGUCUUCUUUUGCAACGUGACGACUCAUGUAAGGAAUGCCAUUAUGGGUAUUAUGCCAUUUGAUGAAGGUCAGUUGCCUAUCAAGUAUUUGGGUGUCCCCCUUAUCUCAACUCGUCUUGUCUAUAGAGAUUGUAUGAUCUUGGUUGAAAGACUUGAUAAACGUAUCGAUAAUUGGAAGAAUAAGACUUUGUCGCUUGCGGGUCGGAUCCAACUUAUUCGGUCAGUUUUAUCUUCUAUGUAUAUUUAUUGGGCGUCUGUGUUUAUUCUUCCUGCACGAAUUGUACGUGAACUUGAAAAGAAGUUGCGGGGUUUUUUAUGGAAUCACGGGCGAUUAGCUGAUGGAAGGGCUCAUAUUUCACGGCAGAAAGUAUGCCUUCCUAAGUGUGAGGGUGGGUUGGGAAUUAGGAAGAUUUCUGAUGUUAAUAUCUCUCUAAUGGCCUCUCAUAUUUGGUGCAUUUUAUGUAAGAAAAAUACACUUUGGGUUGAGUGGGUGUAUUCUUAUAAACUAAAGGGUACAAGUUUUUGGGAAGUAAAACCACAAGCUGCUAUGAGUUGGGGUUGGCGGAAAUUGCUUCAACUUAGAAACAUUGUCCGCCCUCAUUUUAUAUCUAAAAUUGGUUCGGGGGAAAUGACUUCGGUUUGGUAUGAUAUGUGGCAUCCUAAAAGUCUAUUGAGCCGUCUUAUCACUCCAAGAGAGAUAGCUCGAAAUGGUUUUUCUUUACAGUCCACGAUUAAAGAUGUUAUUUCGAAUGGUGUUUGGAGAUGGUCGAUUGCUUGGUAUGACUUGUUUCCUGUACUUAUAAAUGUUCAGCCUCCUAAUCUAAUUGGUGAUAAAAAAGAUGAACUGGUUUGGAUGAAUAGAAGUGGGAAAGAAGAAGUGUUCUCGACUAGAGCUGUUUGGGAUACUAUCCGUGUUGCUAAAGCUUGUGUUCCUUGGGUUAAACUUGUGUGGUACUCCCAAUGUAUUCCACGACACUCGUUUCAUGUGUGGCGUAUUCUUAAGAGAAAGUUAAAGACUCAGGACAAAUUGCGGCCAUGGGAAGUGGGUGGUGCCACGAAUUUGAAUCUUAUGUGUUGCUCGUUAUGUAAUCAUGGGCCUGAUUCCCAUGAUCAUCUAUUUUUCAAAUGUUUCUUUUCGUUUCAGGUCUGGUCACAGCUUAAAUCUCUUUCUGGUAUGCAUGGGGUUGGUGCUAAAUGGAGGGAUAUUGUGGAUUGGCUCUUACCUCUCUCUAAAUCGAGUUCUAUCAAGAGUGUUCUUGGAAGAUUAUUACUUGCAGCCACUGCUUACUUCAUAUGGCAGGAAAGGAAUGCUAGGUUAUUCACUGACAUGAAGAGGAGUGUUAACCAGUUGGUUGCUAUUAUUAUGGAUACUGUUCGACUGAAACUUGUUUCGCUCAGAUUCAAAAGUAGUGCUAAGGAUGCGCAUCUGCUCGUUGAUUGGCAAAUUCCAGCUUCAAUUAUUGUUUAG
Erigeron canadensis is the source of this 3126-nucleotide messenger RNA. RefSeq lists its product as uncharacterized. The transcript is spliced from 3 exons. Lineage: Eukaryota; Viridiplantae; Streptophyta; Magnoliopsida; Asterales; Asteraceae. The record is from RefSeq and is a predicted model, not a curated record. Bases 1 to 3126 code for a protein of 1041 amino acids.